Molecule: messenger RNA, 1106 nt
Organism: Brassica napus (rape)
Lineage: Eukaryota; Viridiplantae; Streptophyta; Magnoliopsida; Brassicales; Brassicaceae
Product: calmodulin-like protein 4
Exons: 1
Coding region: 397-999 (200 amino acids)
Molecular function (GO): calcium ion binding
Source: RefSeq, a predicted model, not a curated record
AGAUCCGUUUGAUCAUUGACCCAACUAUAAUAACUGUAAUAAGCUGUUUGAUCUGCUUGAUCUGCACUUAAUCCGCUUGAUCUGCUUUGAUCUGCACUUGAUCUUCACUUGAUCCUUUUGAUCUGUUUGAUAUGCAUCGCUUGAACUGGCUUUUAGUAUUGGAACGCUAAGAAAGAUGCUUUUAGUAUUGUAACGCUAAGAAAGAUCUUUUCCCGAAUAAUUAAUGUUAACUGCAUCCCUUCUCUCUCUCCGACUCUCCCUCUAUAAAAAACAAUCUUUGAGACAAUGCUCCCUUCAAGUCUCUAUUGUGUAACAGAACAUCAAAGCUUUAUUAUUUUAUUUUUUUUGCUAAAAGCUUUAUUUUAUUUGGUUCUCUGUUCUUAAAGUUCAAGAGUUAUGGUGAGAGUCUUUCUUCUAUACAAUCUCUUAAACUCAUUUCUACUCUGUUUGGUUCCCAAGAAGCUUAGAGUUCUCUUCCCUCCUUCUUGGUACACCGACGACAAGAUCACACCACCGUCUGAAUCGGAAUGCUCUUUGAGAACAGACCCGGUGGAUCUAAAAAGAGUGUUUCAGAUGUUUGACAAGAACGGGGACGGCCGCAUAACAAAGGAAGAGCUAAAUGAUUCUUUAGAGAAUCUAGGAAUCUUCAUGCCAGACAAAGAUCUGAUCCAGAUGAUCCAAAAGAUGGAUGCAAAUGGAGAUGGCUGUGUAGACAUAAACGAGUUUGAGUCUCUUUACGGUUCGAUAGUUGAAGAGAAAGAGGAAGAGGAUAUGAGAGAUGCGUUCAAUGUGUUUGAUCAAGACGGUGAUGGGUUUAUUAGUGUUGAAGAAUUAAAGUCCGUGAUGGCUUCCUUGGGACUCAAGCAAGGUAAAACUCUAAAGUGUUGUAAAGAGAUGAUUACUCAAGUGGACGAAGAUGGUGAUGGUAGAGUUAAUUACAAGGAGUUUCUUCAGAUGAUGAAAUCUGGUGGAUUUAGCAAUAGCUCAUCCUCAGAUUAAAGCUGAUUUGAUCCUUUUCUUACUCUGUAAAUAAUUUCAUUUUAUGUUUUUGUAUUAAUCUUGAACUGAAUUGUUAAAAAAUUAAGCAAUCUUGGUUUUUUUUCUUA